Lecanosticta acicola is the source of this 1717-nucleotide messenger RNA. The record is from the annotation of a GenBank genome assembly. Lineage: Eukaryota; Fungi; Ascomycota; Dothideomycetes; Mycosphaerellales; Mycosphaerellaceae.
AUGCGCCGCAAUCCAUUUCUCGCCGGUCUUGCGAAGGCUCUCACCACGAUGCGUACUGGCGAAACGAAGUCGCUAUUCAAUUACACCAGCGGGCGCUGGCUGUGGAACGAAGAGGCACAAUUAGCCGCCCGCUCCAUAUCAUUCAAUGUCGAGGCGUUGAAACAGGCGGCAUGUCGAGCGCUGCACGCGCAGUCCUGUGUCUCGCUGGAGAAGAUUGGUGAAGGCAAUUUUAACAAAGCCUUGCGACUGACUAUGUCGUGUGGCCGCACUAUCAUUGCCAAACUGCCGCAUCCAAAUGCCGGACCAGCAAAAUUGACGACUUCAUCAGAAGUAGCAACCAUGAACUAUGCGCGAUCUGUUCUCAAGUUGCCAGUUCCCAACGUUCUUGCCUGGAGUUGCACCAAGGAGAAUGCAGUCGAAUCCGAGUACAUUCUCAUGGAAGAGGCCAAGGGCUCCCAGUUAAGCUCUGUCUGGCAUAGCCUCCCCGUGAAAAGGAAAGCGCACAUCAUUCGGGAAAUUGUCCAGGUCGAGGCACAGAUGAUGAGUACGCCCUUUGACAUGUGAGCAUCAGCAUCAACGAUUAUCCGCCACGAAUCUCACACUAAAAGCGGCGGCCAACAGGAUAGGCUCCUUGUAUUUCAGCGACUCUGGCAUUUCGGGGUGCAAACCGACCACAAGCGACAUCAUCAACGCCGACAGCCACCGCUUUAGCAUCGGGCCUAUCGUGCGCAGCGAAUUUUGGGAGAAGGAGCGCGCUGUCAUGGGCCACAAGGGGCCGUGUAAGUGACUAACAGCUGCGUCAAACUCACACGAUGCUAAUUUACGGCAGGGACGUCGUCAACGCAGUAUCUCCAAUCUAUUGCGAAUCGAGAGAUAGAAUGGUUGCAAAAGUUUGCAGACCGCCAUCCACAGUCGCAUGACCCAUGGCAGUACGAAAGCCCACUGCAGGCUUCUGCGGAUGCUCACAUCGCUUCGCUCAACAAGCUCAAGGCUGUCAUUCCAGACAUAGUUCCGCGCGACGAAGAUUCGACGAGACCGAGAUUUUGGCAUCCUGACUUUCAUGCCGGCAACAUAUACGUCGACGAUGAGGCCAACAUCACCGCUAUCAUUGAUUGGCAGGGAGCGUGGAUCACUCCACCGUUUCUUGGAAUCAAUCCACCGUCGGUACUGGACUACGGGGUCGAUAUGUUAAUGAAGCUCCCGGACAACUUCAAGUCAUUAGACGAUGAUGAAAAAGAAAGGCUCCGAUACCAAGUAUCGCAGUCCCUGCUAAUAACCGCAUACGAGACCAAGACAGCCGAGAUCAAUCAGAUCCAUCACAAAGUGAUGCGAUUGAAUCAUGGUCAGACAUUGAAGCAGUUGGAAGCGUUUGCAAAUUCGACCUGGGAUGACGGUCUCUACCCUGUUAACGAGUGCCUGUUACGUGUCCAACGGUAUGUGAUGAGAAAUCUACACAUGCCAUCCGCUCUUGCUAAGUCUUGGCAGAGAAUGGUCACACUUUGGGCUCGAUAAGGAUUGCCAGUGUCCUUAUGAAUUCUCCGCAAGCGAAAUCCGGCAGCACGUUGAGGAGGCUGACAACUUCAACGAUAGUCAGCAGUUCUGGAGCAAUCUUCGAGGCAUCUUAUCGUCAGAUGGCUACACCACGAAUGAAGAUUAUCCACGGGCAGUCAAGCUUUUCGAAGAGUUGCAAAAGACGGCCGGCCGAUCUUCAACCUAG